UACCCACCCACCCCCAUAUCUCACUCCCUCUUUCUCUCCAUACAUACACACCAAAAGUAUAGUACUACAACCUUUAAUUUCUCCUUUAGCUUUUUUUGGUUUUUAACAUUAUGGACACUCCCACUCUUUUUCUCUCUUCCUUCUUCUUUCUCCUCACCUUUCUCCUCCUCCUCCGCUCCGCCGCCGUCUUCAGCCGCCGGAAGCGCCACCUGCCGCCGGGGAACCUCGGGCUGCCCUUGAUCGGCGAGACGCUGCAGCUCAUCUCCGCCUACAAGACGGCCAACCCGGAGCCUUUCAUCGACGACCGGGUUUCCAAAUACGGGACGGUUUUCACCACCCACAUCUUCGGCGAACCGACCGUCUUCUCGGCCGACCCGGAGACGAACCGGUUCAUUCUCCAGAACGAGGGCCGGCUCUUCGAGUCGAGCUACCCCGGUUCGAUAUCGAACCUGUUGGGAAGGUACUCCUUGUUGCUUAUGAGAGGGAGUUUGCAUAAAAGGAUGCAUUCUUUGACCAUGAGCUUUGCUAACUCCUCCAUCAUCAAGGACCAUUUGUUGCUCGAUAUAGACCGGUUGGUUCGACUCAAUAUGGAGUCUUGGACCGGCCGGGUCCUUCUCAUGGAGGAGGCCAAGAAGAUAACAUUUCAAUUAACAGUGAAGCAGCUAAUGAGUUUUGAUCCAUGCGAGUGGACUGAGAAUCUGAUGAAAGAAUACAUGCUUGUUAUUGAAGGCUUCUUCACUAUCCCUUUGCCUUUCUUCUCUUCCACUUACCGCAAAGCAAUCCAAGCUCGGAGAAAGGUGGCGGAGGAGCUGAGUGUGGUGGUGAGGGAGAGGAGGGAGGCUCGGGCGGGAGGAGCAGGGCGGAAGAAGGAUAUGUUGGAGGCGUUGUUGGACGGGGAGGGCGGCGGCGGAGGGUUUUCCGACGAGGAGAUAGUGGAUUUCAUGCUGGCGUUGCUGGUGGCCGGCUACGAAACAACCUCCACCAUCAUGACGCUCGCCGUCAAAUUCCUCUACGAGACACCUCAUGCUUUGACUCAGCUCAAGGAAGAGCACGACGAGAUCAGGUCAAGGAAAGGUGGGAGUCAGGCACUAGAAUGGGAUGAUUACAAGUCCAUGCCUUUCACUCAAUGUGUUGUAAACGAGACGCUUCGUGUUGCAAACAUAAUCAGUGGAGUGUUUAGGAGAGCCAUAACCGACAUUAACAUCAAAGCAGGUUAUACAAUUCCUAAAGGGUGGAAAGUUUUUGCUUCAUUCAGAGGAGUGCAUCUCGAUCACGAUCACUUCAAGGACGCCCGCUCUUUUGAUCCAUGGAGGUGGCAGAGUAAUGCGGAAUUAACAAGUUCAUUGAAUGUCUUUACCCCGUUUGGUGGAGGCCCGAGGCGUUGCCCAGGCUACGAGCUUUCUAGAGUGGAGCUCUCCGUCUUUCUACACCACUUAGUCACACGUUUCAGUUGGAAGCCAGCUGAGGAAGACAAGUUGGUUUUCUUCCCAACCACACGAAUGCAGAAGCGGUAUCCGAUCAUAGUUCAAACUCGAAGUUAUGGGGAAAUGUAAAAAGAGUGAGUUUUAGUAGAUGCAGAGAGGCCAGGAGUGUUGGAUAAAGAUGAUCAAAAUGUGUGAAGGUAGGAAGCAAGCAGGGUAGCCAACAAAUUGUACUAAAUUUGUUGUAUAUAUAUACAUAUAUAGCCAUAAAAUUAUUGUUUGUAGCAUACACCCAUCUCUUAUGAGAAGUUGUACUUGCAAUCUUGUGUUUACAGGGCUAACUGCCAACUAACUCGACUGGAGUUGCUCACUUAGCGAUGAUUAUUUUAUUUAAUUUGCACCUAUA
Messenger RNA from Ipomoea triloba (trilobed morning glory), 1827 nucleotides. RefSeq names its product cytochrome P450 90A1-like. The transcript has 8 exons. The record is from RefSeq and is a predicted model, not a curated record. NCBI's taxonomy places the organism in Eukaryota, Viridiplantae, Streptophyta, Magnoliopsida, Solanales, Convolvulaceae. Gene Ontology annotation, biological process: brassinosteroid homeostasis; multicellular organism development; sterol metabolic process. Gene Ontology annotation, molecular function: iron ion binding; monooxygenase activity; oxidoreductase activity, acting on paired donors, with incorporation or reduction of molecular oxygen. The coding region runs from base 111 to 1553 and encodes 480 amino acids.